Messenger RNA from Lizanozyma spartinae, 630 nucleotides. RefSeq lists its product as uncharacterized. The record is from RefSeq and is a predicted model, not a curated record. Lineage: Eukaryota; Fungi; Ascomycota; Pichiomycetes; Serinales; Debaryomycetaceae. The coding region runs from base 1 to 630 and encodes 209 amino acids. The transcript has a single exon.
AUGGUUUCUAUUGCUGAAGUGACCCAAUUGGUGGGUAAUUUGUUGUUGUACGUCAUGACUAUAGUACUGAGAAACUCGUUAGUAGGAAUUCAGUAUAUGGUUGCCAACUAUCCUGAAGCGUCGAAAGUGGUCUUUAUGUUAUUAGCUUUGUAUGCCUUGUAUAAGGUAGCGGUUCGUAUGAUCAAAAUGUGGGUUCGUACCUUGGUAUUUAUUUGUAAGUUUGUCUUAGUGAUGUGUAUGCUUUUAUCGUUAGUGGGAGUUUAUGUGCGGGGGCUGAAGUUGUUCACUCAAGACAUGCCUAAUGUGUUGCACAUUUUUACUAAUAGAGAUGAAUACAUGAAGUCAUCGUACGAGUUGUACGAUAACAUCAAUGGGGUGUUAGAUUACAUUCAACUGAACGAUGAAUUGAGAGAUCUAUUCAUGGCCACAAAGAAGAAUAUGGAUAGUGUGAUGGAAAACGUCGAAGGGUUUGAACAGGCAAAGGAGUAUGUCAAUAAAUUUGUUGAUAAAGAUAUACAAAACUCAGUUAAGGAUUUUGUUCAACAAGGAAGUGCUGUUGCUGGACAAUUUGUUAACUAUGCUCAAGAUCAGCCGAAUGUGCGUAACUUUGUGAAUAACUUCUGGAAUUAA